AUGCACCAAUUACAUGGAUUAUUCAGUCAUUCGCCCUUAACCGCCACGGAUUGUUCAGAGCUUAUCCAAGUGGACAAAAAUCGAGGUACUGUUGGAUCUAUUGAACGAACAGCAGCUCAGGCAACAACCGCACAUGCAUCUUGGCAGGAAAUGAACGAAUCGACUGCCUCUGGGGCUUCUGAUGCCUCCGGACUCCGUCCUUGUGUAGAGCUCCCAUGUUUUCCAGUUGGCUCGACAUUUCCGCCCAUUUCUACAGGCCUCGAACCAGCUAUUCCCAUCGGGCAAUAUAAACGUAAACUAGAUAGUGAGGUACCUGGUGCCUCGCUAUAUCCGACGGAUUCCAGUGAAGCAGGUGAAGAGCCAUCUUCCGGAGCGUUUAUAACGCCUGGUGGUAAUGGUGCGACCACUUGGCCCCGCAGAACUAAUGAGCCACAGGAUAAGUUAAACGCGGUAAGCUUUAGAUCGAACAUUUGCUUUCUUUCUUACUCUCCUUUUCUUUAUCUCUUUAUUAAGAAUCUGAUUUAUUUUAGGUCGCCUAAAGUGCUUUAA
Molecule: messenger RNA, 549 nt
Organism: Protopolystoma xenopodis
Lineage: Eukaryota; Metazoa; Platyhelminthes; Monogenea; Polystomatidea; Polystomatidae
Source: the annotation of a GenBank genome assembly